Messenger RNA from Brassica oleracea var. oleracea, 767 nucleotides. RefSeq names its product non-specific lipid-transfer protein 2. The record is from RefSeq and is a predicted model, not a curated record. NCBI's taxonomy places the organism in Eukaryota, Viridiplantae, Streptophyta, Magnoliopsida, Brassicales, Brassicaceae. The transcript is spliced from 3 exons. The coding region runs from base 104 to 475 and encodes 123 amino acids.
AUUUAAAACCGAACAAAAGCAAAACCAAAAGCCACAAGUAAUCCCAAACCUACAAGAAAUAAAAAUAAACACGGACCUCCGUUAGAAAGAGAGUAAGAAGGAAAUGGCGACGGCAACGAUGAUCUUUGCGGCUGCGAUGACGGCGAUGAUUUUGGUUUCAUUGCAGCAGGUGGAAGCGCAACCGGCUACGACGUGCGUAAACAAGCUAGUCCCGUGCUUCAGUGCUCUGACAACGACCACGAAGCCACCAAAGGAUUGUUGUGACUCGAUAAAGGAAGCGGUGGAGGAUGAGCUUCCAUGCCUCUGCACCGUCUACAACACUCCUGGUUUGCUCUCUCAGUUCAACGUCAGUACUGCACAAGCUCUAAAUCUCAGCCGUCGAUGUGACGUCACCACUGAUCUCUCCGCUUGUUCCGUUAGCUUGUACUGGAGCUUCAUCGCCAAAAGCUUCUUUACCUCCUCCAGCAGGAAAUAGAGGAAACGGCACCGGAGUUGGAAACAAGCUCGCCGGUUAUGGAGUCACCACCAUGAUCUUGUCUUUGGUUUCAACCAUCUUCUUCUGAAAAUACUUAACCGGAAUUACCAGGUUCACCGGUUUAUUAUUAGCUCUUAAUUCUCGAGAUUGCUUGUUGUGGUAAACUUAUAUUAAGGAUGAAAUAAAGUUUUGUUAUUGUUCACGUGUCAUUUGUGUCCAUGUUCUAACAUUAUAUAACUAUUGGAUUUAAUUCUUCUGAUGGGAUUGGAAGAUGUUUGUUUAUUCAGUGUGA